Sclerotinia sclerotiorum 1980 UF-70 is the source of this 3513-nucleotide messenger RNA. RefSeq lists its product as hypothetical. Gene Ontology annotation, biological process: DNA integration. Gene Ontology annotation, molecular function: nucleic acid binding. NCBI's taxonomy places the organism in Eukaryota, Fungi, Ascomycota, Leotiomycetes, Helotiales, Sclerotiniaceae. The record is from RefSeq and is a predicted model, not a curated record. Bases 1 to 3513 code for a protein of 1170 amino acids. The transcript has a single exon.
AUGAAUAAACUGUUGAAAAGCCCUGAGACUCCGCCUAAGCCCACUCAACCUUAUCCUCGGAAACCACGUUUAACUUACCCUAUUUCAUCAUGGGAUACCCCUUCAAUAUUGGAUAUCGCUGCAAUCGAUGCACAUAUCUUUAAUCGAUAUCUUUUAAAAUCUACAGAAAAGGAUCAGUUAUUUACAUGUACCUAUCAUGAGGUUGAGACCCUCCUCGAUCAACGCUAUGAGGAACAAGAUCGCCAUAAUGAACUUGCUACCUUUGAACAAGCCCUUAAACGCUCUUCCAAAGAACGUAGCACGAAAGCCUUAGCCCUCCUAGCUAUGUUAGAACCCGAUGAACCUCCGCUUCCUGAUAAAUAUCACGAAUUCGAAGAUGUUUUCAGCAAACAAGAGUCGGAUAUCCUACCACCUCAUCGCUCUUACGAUCAUUCGAUCAAAUUGGAAGAUAGAGCUGAGGAAUCUUUAACCUAUUCUCCACUAUACAAAAUGUCUAUUGAGGAAUUAGAGGUUGUCAAAAGAUAUCUGACCGAUAAUCUGUCUAAAGGAUUCAUCGAGCCAAGCCAAGCUCCCUUCGCUGCUCCUGUCCUCUUCGUUAAGAAAUCUAAUGGAAGUUUAAGAUUUUGUAUCGACUACCGCAAGCUCAAUGCUCUCACUCGCAAGGAUCGUUAUCCUCUCCCUUUGAUCGACGAGACCCUGGCGCGCCUCCAAGGUGCCAAAAUUUACACCAAGCUUGAUAUUCGCCAAGCUUUCCACCGCAUCCGUAUGGAUCCAGCAUCGGAAGAGUAUACUACCUUUCGUACUCGAUACGGAGCAUACAAAUGCAAAGUUCUACCAUUUGGUCUUACCAAUGGUCCUGCCACCUACCAACGCUAUAUGAAUGAUAUUCUUUUCGAUUACCUCGAUGAUUUCUGUACAGCAUAUCUCGACGAUAUUCUCAUCUAUUCUGAGGAUCCCUCGGAACAUGAUACUCAUGUCCGUAAGGUUCUGCAACGACUUCGAGAUGCUGGCCUUCAGGCAGACCUCAAGAAAUCCGAAUUCGAUGUCACCAAGACUAAGUACUUGGGGUUCAUCAUCUCUACUACCGGUAUUGAAGUUGAUCCUGAUAAGGUUGCUAUCGUGAAGGAAUGGCAAUAUCCUUCCACUCUGAAAGGUGUACAAUCCUUCUUAGGAUUCUGCAAUUUCUAUCGAAGAUUCAUUCCUAGCUAUGGAGUAAUAGCUUCACCCUUGACCCAUCUAACCAAGACAAAUGUCCCUUUUUCUUUCAAUCAGGAAUGCAAAGAAGCCUUCAAUACUUUACGAGGUCUCCUCACCACUGCUCCCAUACUCCGACAUUACGAUUACAAGCUUGAAAGCAUGCUCGAAACCGAUGCUUCCGAUGGAGUAAUCGCCGCUGUUCUAUCACAAAAGCAUGAUGAUCACUGGUUCCCCGUAGCCUAUUUCUCGAAGACCAUGCUUCCUGCAGAACUUAAUUAUCCUGUCCAUGAUAAAGAACUUACCGCUAUCGCAAAGUCUUUUGGUCAUUGGAGAGCCGAACUCAUAGGAUCCCCUUUUCAGGUAAAGGUCUAUACUGAUCAUAAAGCUUUGGAGUACUUUAUGACCUCCAAACAAUUGAAUAGCCGACAAGCUCGUGUUGCCGAACUCCUUGCCGACUUCAAUUUCCUCAUCAUGUACCGCCCUGGCAAAGAAAACCCUCUGGCUGAUGCGCUUUCCCGCCGUGAGGAUGAUAUCCAAGCCACCAAUCACCAAAAGAAGGAACAACGCGCUCAACAGUUGUUUAGACCUGAUCAACUAGAUCCCAAAAUCCUCCGCCAGGCGAAGGAAGCUCCUAUUCUGGCACCUCUCGAACGAGCCAAGCCAUUCUUCACAGUAAUCGACAGAAUCUUAGAAGCUAACCGCAAUUCAACUAGCCUCACCGCUAUGCGCAGAGAAGCUAUUCGUGCCUCUGAGGACCCCAAUCGAAGAUCCCCACUCACUAUUGAGAAUGGUUUACUCCUUCAUAAGGGAAGAGUAGUUAUCCCCUCUACUGACAAUCUACACACCUAUCUCAUCCGCGAAGUCCAUGCUCAACCUACCACUGCCCACCCAAAUGCUGAGAAAACCUCAUUACUCAUUUCCGAGCAUUAUUAUUGGAAAGGAUUUCGAGACGAUGUUGCUAGAUACGUCAGGAAUUGUGAUCUAUGCCGACGUUCCAAAGUCCCGCGGGAUAAAAAGCCUGGACUCUUGAAGCCCCUUAGUAUUCCUCAACGCCCUUGGGAACAUAUCACAAUGGACUUCUGUAGCUUCAAUAAAGACAAGUAUGGGUAUGACAAUAUUCUGGUUGUUAUCGAUAGGCUCAGCAAGCAAGCUAUCUCUAUUCCUUGUACUAAGGAGUGCUCAGAGAAAGAAUUCGCCGAGCUAUUCAUAUAUCAUGUUUAUCGUUACUACGGUCCUCCUUCCUCAAUCUUAUCCGACAGAGGUACCCAAUUCGUCAGUCAAUUCUGGCAUGAGCUCUCCUCUAUCUUGAAAAUCAAGCUAGUACAUUCUUCUACUGACCAUCCCGCUACUGAUGGGCAAACGGAGAUCUACAAUCAAUACUUGCAACGACGUCUUCGCCCAUUCGUGAAUUAUUAUCAAGAUAACUGGUCAAAGUUGCUCCCAUUGAUGGAUUACGCUCAGCUCACUCUGCCUCAUGAUACCCUCAGCAAGAUGACCCCCUUUGAAGUGCUCUAUGGAUACAAGCCUCGCAUCGAUUGGGAUUGGAAAGAACAUAAUUCCAAUCCUACAGACAAAAUUAACGUUGAACAAGCCCACGAAUUCGCUACGCGUGCCCAUAAUGCUUGGGAUUUCGCCCGACAGCAAAUUCAGCGCGCUCAAGAUCGGAUGGCUAAACAGCACAAUAAACACCGCCGUACUCCCGACUUUAGGGUAGGAGAUACAGUGUGGUUGGACUCCCGAUAUUACAAGACCCAGCGCCCCUCUCGGAAGUUGGAUUUCCCCAAUUCCGGGCCCUUCAAGAUUGUUGAACAGAUUGGUGAAUCAUACCGCCUUGCCCUGCCUGCCUCUAUGCGCAUAUUCGACGUAUUUCCUCCCGAAAAGCUCCGAUUGGCAGCGGAAGACCCACUUCCCGGCCAAGUUAAUCCCCCCGCUCCUCCAAUUAAUGUCACUGGAGAGGAAGAAUGGGAGGUGGAGGAGAUCUUAGCUUCGAAACUCAGGUACAAGAACAUUAUGUAUCAAGUUUCCUGGAAAGAUCAUCCGCUUGACCCUACUUGGUAUCCAGCAGAUGAUCUCAAAUACUCUCCACAUAAACUUAAGGAAUUCCACAUUGCCAACCCCAAUAAGGCUGGACCACCCAAGGCCUUGCCUCGAUGGAUUGAACGAUAUGACGCUGGAGACGACAACUACGACGAUGAAACGGGUGACAGACCUAUGAUGAAAAGCGCGAGGACUCGCUUUUUCAAAGGAGGGGGUAAUGUGACGGAAAUCCCUGCUUUCCUCCCACCUUUAUUAUAUAAGAAACCUCAGGUACAUUAA